AUGAAUAUUUCGGGCAAAGAAAACACCUCUCAAAGAAUAAGCGCAGUAUUUCCACAACAAAUUUUUGAAUUAGUACUGACAAUCCAAUUGGAGGUUGGCAGAUUAUGUGAUCGAACCUGGCUUUAA
This is a messenger RNA of Dentiscutata heterogama, 126 nucleotides long. Lineage: Eukaryota; Fungi; Glomeromycota; Glomeromycetes; Diversisporales; Gigasporaceae. The record is from the annotation of a GenBank genome assembly.